This is a messenger RNA of Closterium sp. NIES-67, 15024 nucleotides long. NCBI's taxonomy places the organism in Eukaryota, Viridiplantae, Streptophyta, Zygnematophyceae, Desmidiales, Closteriaceae. The record is from the annotation of a GenBank genome assembly.
AGUUCUAGGCGGCCAGACAGUUCCUAAUCAGGUAUCUAGGAACCCCGUGCAACGCGGAAGUGUAGAUAAGUAGUAUGCAUAUGCUAAUCAUAACAUGAACCAGAUACUGCAUGUGCCCUUAGUCCUUGAGAUGACGUGAUGCUUACGAUUUUUGUUUGACCAUCAGGUCUGGGAUAAGUCUGUUUUUCUGACCUAUUCGACGAGACUAUUGGUCUACGCGGCGUAAUCUGCUGCUGUGUGAAGGUAGCACUUAUCGAUCGUGAUCGUUUCGCGUUAGUGUCGUCCAGUAGUUGUAGCGCUCGUCGAACGGUUCAGUAAAACACCGCCGCGAGUGAUUUUUGAGUCGACUCAAAAAUCUCCUUACCAGCCUCGUCGCGAGCCCACCACCUUAAAACUUCGUUCUGAUGGAUUACUCCAGCCAUGAUACGGGCUACGAGGGUCACGAAGACGACGAGCAUGUGAAUGACGAAGAGGAGGAGGAGGAGGACUACGAGGAGGAGGAAGAAGAAGGGAGGGGUGUGCCGAACAUGCUGGCGUUCAUGCUGGGGAAUGUCAACGACGAGGGGUCGCUGGAGGAGGAGUACAUGGAUGAGGAGGCCAGGGAUCACCUGGCCGGGUUAGCAGACCAGCUGGGCCCAGCUUUGGCUGAUAUGGAGUUUGAGUCGCGGUCAGCAGCCGGGCAAGCAGAGGAUGACGACGAAGACUAUGACCGCAAGGCGGACGACGCACAGGACUAUGAGGACAUCGACGAGGCGUUCGAGGAGGACGAUGCUGGUGUGGCUGGCACUGCUGCUGCUGGUGGUGGGGGUGGGGGUGCUGCUGUUGGCGGCGCUGGUGGUGCUGGGUUUGAGUAUGCUGGGCUGGAAGGGGUUGGUGCGGGUGAUGCAGGGGAUGAGGAGGACUAUGACCUGGAAGAGGAGGAGGAGGAGGAGGAGGAGGAGGAGGAGGAGGAGAGGGAGGGGGAGGGGGAAGCUGAAGGGGAGGAGGAGAUGGGGGAUGAAGUUGAGCUGGACGAGGAGGUGGAGGAAAAGGCAGGGAGUGAGAGUGACGGGAAAGCGGAGGUCACAGGAGGAGAGGCAGCGGAAGGGGAUGCAUUGGAGUUUGGUGAUGGAAACAUGGGUGCAGCUGGUGGGGGAGAGGCAGUGGAAGAGAGGGGUGAAGAGCAGGAGGAGGAAGAGGAGGAAGAAGACGAGGAGGAAGGAGGAGAGGAGGAAGGAGGAGAGGAAGAACGAGGAGAGGAGGAAGAUUAUGAGGAGGAGGGGGAGGAGGAGAAGCAGGAGGAGGUGGCAGGGUUGGAGCCUGAGCCUGAGGUUGGGGCUGUGGGAAAGAAUAAGAUUGGAACAGAAGAGGAAGCUGAGGAUGAGGAAGAGGAGGAGGAGGAGGAGGAAGAGGAGGAGGUGGAUGAGGGGGAUGAAGAGAAGGGCGAGGACCAGGGGGAGGAGGCAGGGGUUGAUGAAAUGCCAGCCACCCCUGGUGACAAGGGGAUUGGGGAGGAAGAGGAGGAAGAUGAGGAGGAAGCGGAGGGUGCAGAGGAGGAUGAGGAUGAAGAAGAGGAGGAGGAGAAGGGGGAAGAAGAAGGGGAGGAGGAGGAAGCAGAGGACGAGGAUGAGGAAGCCGGGGGAGGAGAGGAGGACGGAAGGGAGGAGGAAAUAGGGUUGGGGGAGGGGUUAGAGGAGCAUGAGGAGGAUGAAGAGGAGGAGGGGGGGAAGGGGGAUGGAGAGGAAGAGCACGAGGAGGAGGAUGAACAAGAGGGGGAGGAAGAGGAAGAACAAGAGGGGGAGGAAGAGGAGGAGGAUAAUGAAGCAGAAGAAGGCAGAGAAAACGACAUAGGGAGAGAGAAGGGGGAGGAUGAGGAAGACGUUGGGCAGGGGGAGGAGGAGGAUGACGAAGAGGAGGCAGAGGAGGAGGGAGGGGAGGAGGAGGAUGGACAAGGGGAGGUCGAGGGUGCGGGAGAGGGAGAGGGAGAGGGACAGGGGGAGGAGGAGAGGUUGGAAGAUAUUGAGAAGGAAGAGGGGCCUGGGGAGGAUGGGGAGGUGGAGGUAGAGGAGGAAAGGAAGGGGCGGAGCGAGUUGGAGAGGCAGAGGAACGAGUUACCAGUGUUGUUCAAGGAAGGUGGCAAGGACGUGCUGCGCUUCUCAGACAUCUUCGGCAUCAAGGGCUCCUUCUGGUCGCUCGUCGUGCAGCGGGGGUCACGGCCUAAGCGCCACCGCCUGCUGCCUCGUUCUGCUGCUGGCAAUUAUCCAGUGCAAGAGGAUGACGAGGUGCUUUUGCGAUCUGCACCGUCGCCCAAACGAGCGGCUGAGAUCAUGCGAGAGCGGGCGAUUGCUCUCGAGAGAGAGCUACAGUACCAAGAGAUUCUGGAGAGGGAAGAAGCAGAGGAGGAGGAAGAAGAGGGGGAGGAGGAAGAGGAGAUUGAGGAUGAGUGGGAAGAAGUGGAAACAGAGGAGGAAGAAGAGGAAGAGGAUGAGGAGGGCGAGGAGGGAAAUGAGGAGGGAAGGUUCAGGGAAGGAGAGGAGACAGGAGGUGAGAGGCAAGAGGAGGUGAAACAAGCACCGGGGGUGGGAAACGAGGAGGAGGAACGGGCCAUGGAUCCAGCAGAGGCAGAGGGCGGGCAGCAAGUGGAGCAGGGUGGAGAGCUGGGCAAGGAGGGAUUGGAUGGGAAGGCACAAGGGUUGAAGAACGGAGGAGGGGUGGACGAUGCUGAGAUGGCAACGGACGAGGAAGGGACACAAGAGGAGGAGGGGAAAAUGGGCGGAGAGGAGGACGAAGGGGAGAUGAAAGCAAUGAAGCUGGAGGAUGGGCAGGAAGAGGAGCAGGCUGGAAAUGCGGUCGAGGGGGGCUUGGAUGAGGGAGAUCGAGGCUCGACAGAUGAAGAGCAAGGCUUGAAGGAGCAAGGCAUUAGGGGGGAUGCUGAGGGGUCAGUGCACAAGGUGGGAGAAGGGCAUGAGGAAAGGACGGAGGGUGGAGGGGGAAACGCAGGACGUCUUCUAUCUCCGUCAUUGGACAGUGGUGCAGUGAUGGUAGCGGUGUGUGUUGAGGUGCCUCAAACCGCCCCGUCUGGUCUUGGUACAGUGGCCGCAAUGGUUGUGGGAGCCGGCAAGGGCCUGGAUGGUGCAGGAGGAGGAGGUGAGAGGAGUUUGCAGAUGGGUUCCCGGCAGCAGAUGGCGAAUGGGCAGGAGAGGCUGGGUGGCGAAGCGGAGGAGAGAGAUGGGCGGUGUGGCAUGGUGGAAGGCAAGGAAGGGGGCCGGACGGAUGGCGGGGCAGCGGGUGAGAUUAGGAGCAGCGGAGGGCGCGAGGAAGGGAGUGAGCGAGGGACGGAGGUAAGGAGUGAGAGAAAGAGUGAGGGAGGGAGUGAGGGAGGGAGUGCGGAAGGGAGUCAGGGAAGGAGUGAGGGAGGGCGUGAGGGAGAGAACGGGGGGACGGCUAAGGAAGGAAGGGAGGGACUGGUGGAGGAGUCAAAGAAGCAGGCUGGUCCAGGUAUAGAGGAAAAGGGUGCGGUGGAGAGAGAAGGCACGGAGGAAGAGGAGGUGAAAGGAGGGGAAGGAGAGGGUGCAGGAGGGGAGAGUGCUGGAGGAGAAGUAGGAGGGGAUGCAGAAGCGGCAGAGAGGCAGCACUUGGUUUCCGAGGCUAACCAGCCGCAGGAAAUGGACGUUGAGCGAGGGAAGGUGGGGGCUGGGCUGGGUGACGGAGAGGCACGGGAGGCGGUGACGGCUGGAGAGGGGCACUUGGCUUGCGAGGCUACCAACCCGCAGGAGAUGGAAGUUGAGCGGCGGAGAGUGGGGACUGGGCAGGGUGACAUGGGGGCGGGGGAGGCGGUGAGGGCUGGAGAGCGGGAUAUGGGGUGCGAGGCCAUCAAGCCGCAGGAGAUGGGAGAUGAGCGAGGGAAGGUGGGGGAUGGGCACGGUGAGACGGGGGCGCGAGAGGAGGUGGGCGCUGGAGAGCAGGAUAUGGUGGCUGGACAGGGGAAGGAGAUGGAGGGUGAGAAGGCGGAGGGUGAGAAGGCAGAGGGUGAGAAGGCGGAGGGUGAGAAGGCGGAGGGUGAGAAGGCGGAGGGUGAGAAGGCGGAGGGUGAGAAGGCGGAGGGUGAGAAGGCGGAGGGUGAGAAGGCGGAGGGUGAGACGGCAGAGGGUGAGACGGGAGCUGUCUGUGAGCCCCCUCAAGAACAGGGGCUGGCAGCAGAGGACGGCGAGGGAUCACAUGCUGCAGCAGAGGAAGCUGUUUCUAAGGCGCCUCAAAACCAAUCCGAGGGGAUGGGAGUGGAGGAAGGAGAGGGGCCACAUGGUGCAGAGGGGUCACAUGGCGCAGAGGGGUCACAUGGCGGAGAGGGGUCACGUGAUGGAGCGGAAUUACAUGGGGGUGCACAUGGGGGUGCACAUGGGGAUGCACAUGGGGAUGCUUUUGCACUUGUAAAUGCACCUGGGGAUGCGCCUGUUCUGGGGAGAGUGGAGCAGGGCGAAAACGGGGAGGCAAGGGAGGAUGCAAGUCAGGUUCUUGGGGAGGAUGAAGGUGAAGAAAGGAGGGAUGGGGAAGGGUGGGGUGAUGGGGGGAAGGAUGAGGAGGGGGUUGCGGAGCAGAUAGAUGGGGAGGAGGGUGCAGAGGGGGAGGCUGUGGGAGGGGAGAAAAGGGUGGAAGGAAAAGAAGGCGAGAAAAGCGAGGGGAUUGUUGCCGAUGGGAGCGAUGAGAAAUGUCUAGGGUUGGGAAUGAACAUGAAGGAAGGAAAGGGGGGCGGGACUGAUGCUGGUGGUGAUGCCGAGGCGGGUGGUUUGGUGACGAUGGAAGUGGAGGGUCGGGAGGAGCGGGGGAAGGCGAAGGAGGGAGUGGUGGGUGAGGGGGCAGGGGGAGAGGUAGGGGAGGCGAAAGAGCUGAAAAAGGAGGCAGGGGAGGGAGAGGAGAGAGGGGAGGAAGGGGAUAAUGCAGGAACGGUGGGAGGCGCGGAGGGAGACGAGGAGAAGGUAGGGAGAGGGAUGGACGCACGAGGUGGAAGGGAUGGGGAGCAGGAGGAGGCGGUGCCCGUGGCACGCAGUGAUAAGCAGGACGAUAGCGGUGAUAGGGAGGAUAAUGAUAGAGGGGAUGAUUGUAGAGGGGAUGAGAGCAAGGAGGGUGGUGAGCAGGGCGUUAGAAGUGAAAGCGAAGGGGCGUGUGGAAGUGGGGAAGGGGGGGCGGGGUCGGAAGGUGCGUUGGGGGUUGAUGCAGGAACGAGUGGGCUGGGACAGCGUGACAGGGGGCAGGAAAGAGUGAGCGAGAGAGAUACCGAUGAGGAGAUGGAUGGCGGUGGAGGGGAGGGAGGGGAGAGCCGAGACGAAGUGAGAAAGGAAGAGAUGGGAGGGAAGGGGGAAGAGAAGAAGGCAGAUAAGGAUGAGAAGGGAGUGGAGAAGGGAGAGGAGGAGGGAGAGGAGGAAGAGAAGGGAGAGGAGAGGGAUGCGAAUAGGGGAGCAGAAAAGGGGGAGGAAGGAGAGGGUGGUAAUAGGAUGGAAGUGGACGAACAACCUGAGGGAGCAAAAGAGGGUGGAGAGAAGGGGGAGACAGCGAAAGAAGAGGAGGGGAGGAAAGAGGAGGGGAAACAAGAGGGAGAGGAGGAUGAGGGGAAGAAAGGAGAGCGAGAUUUUGAGCGGAAGGGAGAGAAGGAGCAUGUGGAUCCCAGUGAGGGGAAAGGGGUAGACGAAAGGGAGAGGACAGGGAUGGAUGGAAGUGGUACAGUGGAGGCUGGGAUCAGAGAAAAGGCGAGUGAGGCUGGAAAGAAGUCUGAGGGCGGAGAACAGGAGGGGGUUGGAGCAGAGAGCGAAGCAGAGGGAGAGAAGGGGGUCCCUUCUGAAGGCGAGGCAGUGAAAGAAGCAUGUGCAACCCCCGUCCCUCCCUCUGAAACCAAUGCAGUGAAUGCAGUUGAGGAGGUUCACGCAGCAAGUGAAGUCAACGCAGCAGGACUAGCCCGUGGGGAAGCAGUGAAGGGGGCGGGUAUGGGAGAGGAAAGGGAAGGAGUGGGGGUGAAGUGUCCGGGUCACGAGGUGCAGGAAAGCUUGACAGAUGUGCAGGAGGGGCGCUUAGAGGCGUCUCCGAAGAAAGGAGAGGAGGCGAAGGGGCUGGAGGAAAAGGGAGAGGAGGAAAAGGGAGAGGAGGGAAAGGGAGAGGAGGGAAAGGGAGAGGAGGGAAAGGGAGAGGAGGAUGAGGGGGAUGAAGCGAGAACGAUGGAUGAAGGGGCAGUGAGGGAUGGAGAGAAGGGAACUAGUGGAGGGAUGGAAAUGCGGACAGAGAAAGGCAAGUCGUGCGGCUCUCUUGAUGCUGAUGAGGAGGGUAGGGCUGAGGAGGGUAGGGCUGAGGAGGGUAGGGCUGAGGAGGGUAGGGCUGAGGAGGGUAGGGCUGAGGAGGGUAGGACUGAGGAGGGUAGGGCUGAGGAGGGUAGGACUGGGGAGCGUAUCGUUGAGGAGCAUAGGGCUGAAGGUGGUAGUGGCGGGGAGAAUAGCGGUGGGGGUGCUGUUGCGGGUGAAAGAACUGCAGCAGGAAUGGAGAUGGCGAAUGGAGGCCUGAAGACACUUAACCAGAGCGACAAAACGAAGCUCAAGAAGAAACACAAGGUGCUUAAAAGGAAGACACUUAAAACGAGGAUGAAGAGAAGACCAAGGGAAGCGGAGAGGCAGUGUUUUGACGGGUUUUCUCUAGCGCAGGGCCCCGAGGGGGAUGCUCUGCUGCGGUCGUUGGAUGGGGUGUUUGAUCGCACGCCCAGUGCGCUCUUCUCCGCCCUCAUGCAGAGCGACUGGGAGGACCGCAUUGUGUGGGGCAGCCCUGAUCGGCCAGAGAGUGAGGGUGAGGGAGGGAGGAGAGGUGGAGUGAGAGAGGAGGGUGAGGAGGAGAGGGAGGGGGAGGAGGAGGAGGAAGAGGGGGUGAAGUGGAAGGAACGGGAGACGAGGGGAGGAGAGAGGAAGAGGAAAGAGGCAGGAGGUGUGGGGGAGGAGAGGGGGCAGGGAGGUGGUGAGAGGGAAGAAGGAGGUGUGAAGGAGGAGAGGGGUAGUGGUGGCAAGCACGUGGCAGUGGAUGGAGUGAAGAGCGGAGGCCAGGAUGAGGGGUCUAUCGAGAGGCAUGAAGGGGCCACAGAGAAGCUUGACCUUUCUGGGGAAGAGCAAUCAGAAGAGGAGCCAGAGUGGGAGGACGGAGGCGACGGGGGCAACGGGAAGCAGGGUGGUGGGGCAGUGGGAGCACUAAAGCAGUCGCAGCAGCCACCAGCAGUGCUAGUCGGUCAGUACGGGGAUGUACAGGUGUAUGACGAUGGGAUGGUGCUGGAGCCUCUAGGGGCUGCCUGGCCCAAGCCCAGGGCGUUUCGAGGCUGGGAGGAGGACGGGGAGGCUCGGGAGAUCCACCCUCUGCUGCUCCGGCUCGAGUGCCAGGCUCGGGUUGAAGCUGGGGCGAAGGCUCGGGGGAGAAAGAAGGGCGGAGGGGAGGAGGAAGGUGGGGUGGGAAGGGGAGAGGGGUUGGGUGGGGGUGAAGGAGGGGAGGGGAAACAGGGAGGGGUUGGGCGUGCUGAUGGUGGGGAUGGUGGUAAAGGUGCUGAUGGUGGGGAUGGUGGUAAAGGUGCUGAUGGUGAUGGUGCUGGUGGUGGUGCUGGUGCUGGUGCUGGUGCUGAUGGGCUGGGACGGGGGCUGUUGGACCGGGCUGCGCAUUGUGCUGCUGAUGAUGCACGUGAGCACGAGCAGGACCAUGAGGGGGAGGAGGAAGAUGAGGAGGACGAGGAGGAGGGAGAGGAGGAGGAUCCGGGCAGGGCAGCGGUGCGGAGGCGAGUGCGGGAGGUGCUGCUGACGGCUGCCGUGCCCAGGAAUGCAGAGCUGGAGUCCGGGGCCUGGAUGGAUAAUGUCCUGUGGGGGGACGAGGACGAGGAGGAAGGGGAGGAGGGGGAGAGGGGGAAAGGGAAGGCUGGCAGGGAGGAGGAGAAGGAGGGGAGUGUGACGGGUAUGGGAGGGGUUGGAGGGAGGGAAGCUGAGGCUGAAGGGGGGCUGGUUGCCACCUCAGAUGCACCAGUUAGGUUGACGUUCUCCCAGGUGUUUCCGCGCGCUCCAAGGCGCAAGAACAUACUCAAAACGGAACCUGCAUUGCCAGUUUCCGUGGCUCCUCUCUCUGCAUCCACCCACCCUUCUGGCCUCCCCGUUCGCCCGUCCCGCCCGUCUCGCCCGUCCCGGCCGCGCAUAAUCUUUGACCUGAGCGACCGGCGCAUGACCUUCCAGCUCGUGGGGGAUGGGGGGGGGAGCGCAGGCAUGGGAGCCGCAGCAGCUUUGGGGGGUGUGAUUGCGCCUGGUGUGGGUGCAGCUGGGGUAGGACUAGCUGAAGAGAGUGGAAGGGAGGAGGUUGUAGGACGAGCAGGCACUGGUGGGGCGGCGCUGGCAGCAGCAGGGGGGGCUAUCCCCCUGAUUGACCAUGCCUUGGCCAUGAUUGUGCCAGCUCAGCCUGGCCGCUUACCACAUCAGCAGCAGCAGAUGCUGAUGCUCCCAACAUCAGGCCCGACAGCUAAUACUGACACAGCCACAGCAGCAGCAGCAGGAUCUAGUAUUUCCGAGCCCAACAGCCAUCCCCUGUCAAGCCCCCGCCUCCUCAAUCCCCCUUCAGCUAACCUCCCAUCGGCGCAUCUCCCGCUCCCCGGGGACGCAGCAGCGGGGUGGUUGCCCCCUGAGUUCUUGGCUGAGGCAGCAGCGUGGGCGGUGGAUUUCUCCCGGGACCACCUGUACCGGAGCAGCAAGGCAGGUGUGGGCGCUGUGGGCGGGGGAGCGGGCACGGGUAAGGCGCAUGGGAAGAAGCGCGCGAGUACUAGUGUGAAGAUUUACCACUCGCUGCCGGCGAUUCGACUGCAAACGAUGAAACCGCGACUGAGCAACAAGGAUCUGUCGCGCUUCCACCGCCCGCAGGCGCUGUGGUUCCCCCACCAGAGCGAGGCGGCAGCCAAGGCCCAGGGGCAGCUGGAGGGCGGGGAGGGGAGCAUGCGGGUGAUCGUGAAGACCCUGGGCAGCAAGGCCGUGAAGCUCCACGUGGGGGGCGGCGAGAUGCUGGCCACACUCAGAGCCAAAACCGCCAAGAAGCUGGGAGACAUGAAGGACAGCGAGCCAGUGCGCUUCUUCUCCAACGGCCAGGAGGUGAUGGCUGACAAGCCCCUGGGCGAGCAGGGCGUGCGGGCCAACGCCAUGAUCCACCUGGUGCGCCCGCGGCUCUACCCGUGGGGGAGGGCGCACCUGAAGCUGCCGGGGGACAGCAAGCCCAAGCGGCCACCCGGGGCGUUCAGGAAGAAGGCGGACCUGUCGGUUAAAGAUGGGCACGUGGUGCUGAUGGAGUACUGCGAGGAGCGCCCGCUGCUCCUCAGCAACGUGGGCAUGGGCGCGCGGCUCGCCACCUACUACCGCAAGAUCUCCACCGUCGAUGCCGGCGCCGCUGCGAUCCGGGACGUCCCUUUCUCCGGCUCGGUCAUCCCCCUGGAGCCAGAUGAGGAGUCCCCUUUCCUGGGGGACGUCCGGGCCGGCACCAGCCAGUCCAGCGUCGAAACGAACCUCUUUCGCGCGCCGGUGUUCCGACAGACCGUGCCGCACACGGACUAUCUGCUCGUGCGGUCGGCGAAAGGGAAGCUGUCGAUAAGGAGGAUAGAUGGCAUGCAGGUAGUGGGGCAGCAGGAGCCCCACCUGGAGGUGAUGAAUCCAAUCUCUAAGGCCGCAGUGCUGCAUAGUAGCAACCGGCUCAUGGUUGAGGUUUGCCGGGCGUUCCGGGAUUAUGACAAGGAGAAAGACGGUGGAGGGAGUGCGGUGAAUGCGCCCAAGGUGAGGGCGGAUGAUAUUGCAGCGCAGUUCCCCACGCUGACCGAGGGGCUUAUAAAGAAGCGGAUUAAAACGUGCGCGGAGCUGCAGAGGCUGGAGGGAGGCGAGAUGUGGUGGGUGAUGCGGAGAAACUUCCGGAUACCUUCCGAGGAGGAGCUACGGAGGAUGGUCACACCAGACCUGGUGUGCUGUCAUGAGAGCAUGCAGGCUGGGCUGCACCACCUCCGGCGAAUCGGCAUCCGGCACCUCACCAACGCGUCCCCGCCUCUCAGUUCUGCAAUCGCGCAGCUCCUCCCGGACAACCCGAUAAAGAUGGCAGCGAGUCUGCUUAUAGAGAGGGAGUUACUGCUCACGCCCUGGAGCUUAUCGCACAACUUUGUAUCGAGUAUGACCCACGGAAAGGGCGGCCUGGAAAAGUUGGAAAUUAGUGGAGCAGGGGACCCGUCCGGCCGCGGCUUGGCGUUUUCCUUUCUCAAGAUCCAGCACAAGCAGCCAGGGGCGGAGAAGAUCAAGGUGGUGGAGAAGCGGGCGGCGCAGGCUCGGGGAGGGGCGGCGGUGACAGGCACGGACGCGGACCUGCGCAGGCUCGGGAUGGAAGCGGCUCGGGAGGUGCUGCUCAAACUAGGCGUAGCAGACGAACAAAUCCAAAAGAUGGGCCGGUGGCACAGGAUAGCUCUGGUGAGAAAGCUCUCUUCUGAGCAAGCAGCUGCUGCUGGGGGGAAGAGUGACUCGGUUGCCGCGCUGAACAAAUUCGCGCGAGGGCAGCGAAUGUCGUUUUCGCAGCUGCAGCUGCAGACGCGGAGCAAGUGCCAGGAGGUGUGGGAGAAGCAGUUGAAGAGCUUGUCUGCGCUGGCAGAAGGGGAGGAGGAGGAAGAGGAGGAACUGUUGGGUGACUUGGACUCGUUUGCAGGGGAUCUGGAGAAUCUGCUUGAGGCGGAGGAAGGGGGGGAAGAGGAGAGGAGGGACGGGGGAGGGGCCAGGGGAGGCGGAGCGGGGGGGAUGAGGAGGAGGAGGGCGUGGGAGGUGCAGCGGGAGGAGGAGUUAGAAGAUGAGGAGGCGGAGGCGGCUGCUCUCAGGCGAAUGCUGCUGGAAGAUGAUGAUCCCAAGGAGAGCAGCAAGAAGAAGAAAGACAAGAAGAAAGACAAAGGCAAGGAGAAGGAGAAGGAGAAGGAGAAGGAGCGGGAUAAAGGGAAGGAGAAGGACGGAGGGGAGAAGAGCAGCAGUGCGGCCAAGCAGGGCGAGGCAGGAGGAAUGGGCCAGGAAGCUUGGAAUGCCGCUCCAGGCACAGCAGCAGCGGGAGCAGGGGCAGCAGCAGGGGGAGCAGGGGGCGGAGGAGGGGUGGGGGGAGGUGCGGAUGGGAGGAAGCGGGUGGUGGUGCGGCGGCUGAAGAAGCUCAUCAAAACGCGGCUCCCCGACGGGACGGUUCAGGUCAAAGAGAUCAUCAUCACCGACCCGCAGCAGAUUGAGGCUGAGAUGGCAAAGCGGUCAGCCCUAGCAGCGCAGAGAGGCGCGGCAGGAGGGCAGGGAGAGCAGCAAGGAGGGGCGGAGAAGGGCCAGACGGGGGCAGGUGAAACGAGCAAGGCUGUGAUGCAACCCCCGGCCUCCCAACCACCUGCCACGCCAUCCAAAAAGGAUGCCUCAGAUAAGGGGGAUGGAGGCGAGGGUAUGGGUAAGAAGCGGAAGAGGGGAGGGCAGGCGGGAGCCAAGCCCGAGACACCCACAAAGGGAACCCCUACUCCUACCAAGAAGGAAGCUUCUGGGAAGAAGGAAGGCAGCGGGACGAAGAAGGGGCAGAGGGCGUCGGUGGUGUGCGGGGCGUGCGGGCAGGAGGGACACAUGCGCACUAACCGCGCCAAGUGCCCGCUCUAUAUGGAGGAUGAGGAGGGGAACCAAAUUCACAGGGAUGGAGCGCAGGCAGAGGGUUUGCUUGAGAGGAAGGGUACGAAGAUCAAGAUCAAGUCGAAGUUGUUGCUGGGGAAGGGUGGGGGGAAGGGUGGGGGGAAGGGGGCGGGUGAGGGGAUGGGUGGUGGAGGGGUGAGUGGUGCUGGUGGGGGGAGUGCGGUGGAAGGUGGUGGAAAGGGUGCUUCUGCUGCUGUUGGUGAUGGUGCUGAUGGUGCUGAUGGUGAUGGUGCUGAUGGUGCUGAUGGGGAUGAUGGGUUUGAUGUUGAUGCAGCAGCCACCCAGCCUAGCGAAGCCAGCUAUGGUGGUGUGGGUGCUGCUGGUGGCGUCGGGAAGAAGAGCAAGGAGAAGAAGGGCAAGAAAGGGAAGAAGGGCAAGAAGGAGAAGGAGAAGGAGAAAAAGAAGGGCAAGAAAGGUGCCCACUCUAUUCUUGACGGCGACGUUGCUGCUGAUGUAGAUACUGCUGCCGACGGUGCUCCUGCUGAUGCUGACGCUGCUGCUGAUGCUGCUGAUGGUGCCGAUGGUGCUGUUGACGUCUCUCAUCCCUCUCCAUUGGCUUCACCUGACCGAGCGCAUGCAGAUGAUGCUGUUGACGUGCCUGACGAUGGUGAGGGUGAUCAUGGUGAUGGAAAUGGUUAUGGUGCUGAUGGAGUUGAUGGCAGUGAGGACGAGGUCACAUCCCCUCCCCGCCCUCACCUCAAGGGGAGAGAAAUGUCGCCCGGAGGAGAGUCUCCUGCGCCUCACGAAGCUUCCACGCAGCUUCAGCUAGCGGACGAUACAAUAGAGAGGAUCACGGGGGGAGGCUUGGGCGAAAGGGAGAUGAAUGAGAAGGGGGUGGGUGGGAAGGAGGUGAGUGAGAGGGGGGUGAGUGAGAGGAAGGUGAGUGAGAAGAGGGUGAGUGAGACGAGGGUGAGUGAGAAGGGGAGGAAGAAGGGAGUGCACAAGCACGGAUUGGAAAAGCACGUGUCACUGAAGGUCCGGUUCCCAUGUGUGAAGAUCAAGCUCGCAGGGAAAGGGGGUGCGGAGGCACGAGGGGAUGGGGAUGAUGAGGGUGGUGGGGAUGGUAAGGGCGACGGGGGGUCUGGGGGACAUGGGGCGAUGUAUGGAGGGGAAGAGGGUGAGGGGAUGCCAGGAGGGGUUACGGCAGGUGAUGAGGAAGGGGAGGUUGGCAAGGCUGGUGAGGAGGUUGAGGAAGGGAGUCAGUUGGAGGGUUGGAAGAGGAAGGAGGGGGGGGAGAAGAAGAGGAAGCGGAAGAGGAGGGAGGGGUUGGGUGUGCAUAGAGAGGAGGAGAGGCAGAAGGGCGGUGGUGGGCAGCAGGGUGGAGAGGGUGGUGGGAGGAGCGUGGCACAGCGUGGGGGGGAGAGAGUUGCUGGAAGGGGAACGGGUGAGUCUAGAGGUAGGGUGAGGGAAGAGUGGGAGGGGGAGGAGGAGUGGAAGGAACGGAGCAUGGAGGAGGAAGUACAGAGGCCGAAGAAGCAGAGGAGAGGGGAGACGAGCGCCGGUGGGGAUUGGGUGGCAGAUCAGGAGGAGGAGGAGGAGGAAGGGAAGGGGCAGCAGCAGCAGGACCAGCAGGAGGAGCAGGAGGGCAGGAGUAAGGAUGAGUUGAGGCAAAAGUUCCGAAAGGCAGCAAGGGGGGGAAUGGAUCCUUUUGAGGAGAAGGGGGAGGUGGAGGAGGUGAAAGAGAGUGUGAGGAGUGAAAUGCGGGGGAAAGAGAAGGGAUAUGGUAGGGCCAGGGAAAGGGAGGAGGAGAAGAGGAGUGAGAGGAAAAGAGAGAAGGGGGGGAUGAGUGAAGGUCAGAGGAUGAAUGCAGAAGCUGUUGGCAAGUAUACCGAGCCUCACCCCGCUGCCAGAAGGCUUGCUGCUUCGGAGAAAGAGCGAGGAGGUUCGGCAUCGCCAGGUUCAGUUGACAGGCUUGGUAGAGCUGCAGGAAGGGACAGGCAUGUGGAGGGGUGGGUGGAGAGAGAGGGUGGUGGAAGGGGGCGCAGUGAGGUGGGCGAGGGUAAGGGGCAGGAUAGGCAAGGGGAGGGGAGGGAGAGGAAGAAGGAUAAAGAGAAAGAGAAGAGACACAGGGAUCGAGAAAGGCACAGGGACAACGAGUGGGAUGGAGAAGUGGAAAGAGAGAUAGGGAAGGAAAGGGGGGAAGGAAGGAUUCUCAAGCUCAAGUUGGACCGCAAAGACGGGGAGAGAGAGAGGAGGGGGGAGAGGGAGAGGGAGGGAUGGGAGGAGAAGGAGCAGGAGAGGGUGCAGGAGAGGAACCAUGACCAUGAGUGGCGGCGCGAGAAGGAAAAGAAGGUUGGUGAGAAGAGAAAAAAGGACGAGGCGCAGGGUGAGAGGGAUGAGUGGAAGAGAAGGGAGGAUAGGGAGAGGAAAGAGGAGAGGGAGGGGAAAGAGGAGAGGGAGGGGAAAGAAGAGAGGGAGAGGAGGCGAGAGAAAGAUAGGAAGGACGAGAAGGGCAGGAGAGAGGAGCGGGAGAGGAGGGAGGCGAGGGAGAGGAGGGAAGAAAGGGAGAGGUCUCAAUCUGUGGGAGUUGAAGAACAGAGGGGGAGGAGCAGAGGGGAGAGAGAGGAGAGAGAGGAGAGAGAAGAAAGGGACAAGGACUGGCGGGAGGAGGAGAGGGCGCAUGGUGGGCCGCAUGGAGGGAAGCGGCUCAAGGUCGCUGCAUCUGGUAAGGGGAGAGUGGGAGGAGGUGGGUUGCACGGAGCAGGGGACCAAGGGGGAGGGGCCCAAGGGAAAGGGGCCCAAGCUCUCAAGGGCCCUCGGUCAAAGGGGGUUGCGGGAGAGGGUGCGAGGCGCAGUGCUCCGUCUGGUGCUUGGGAUGGUGGUGGUGGACGGGGGGAGGGAGGAGGAGGACCGGCACUUAAGCGCGUGAAGCUGCCUGAAGGGGGAGUUCUGGCCAAGGAUUCUCUUCGAAGCGUCUUUGAUAAUGUGCUUGCCGCUUUGCGGUACGUGGAGCUCUCAUUCAUCUUCCAGAAGCCAGUGACAAAGAAAGAAGCGCCCGACUAUCAUACCAUUAUCAAGCACCCCAUGGAUCUUUCCACCAUGGCCAAGAAGAACCGGCAAGGAGUAUAUCUGUCGAGGGAUGCCUUUUGGAGCGACAUGAAGCUUAUUCAGCGCAAUGCGCAUGUUUACAACGAGGACCGUAACCCUGGCAUUCCCCCACUAGCUGACCAGUUGGUGGAGCUCUGUGCGAAGGAAUUGGAGAAGCACAGGGAAGAGGUUGACGAUGCCGAAGCAAGGCUUAGUUCCUUCGUUACAUAAAUUGAUUGAUGUAGCUCUGCUUGGUUUGGGGCCUUGUUUGCACAACAAUUUAGUUGUAUAUAUAUCCAUGGUGUAAUGCGUGGAAGUCAAA